AUGUGUGGAAUCAGCGCGAAGUUCAAGCCGCCGUGGCCGUUGGAGCAUUUGCUCUUCGUCGUGGCGAACCUUAUCCCCACCUGGCGCGUCAUCCCCACUCGCGGAUCGAUUCCCGAUGUUUCCUUCAAGGAGCCGUGGAAGAGGAAGCUCGCGAUUGCUAGUCCUAGGAGGACGGUGGCGAGGCCGCGCGCCGCGACGGCUUACGAGCUGAUCCGUGUAUGUAACGAGCUUCAGGGGAGGUUCGAGGAGGUGGAGGUGCCGCUUCUGAUAGUGCAUGGCGGAGGAGACGUUGUUUGCGACCAAGCGUGCGUGGAGGAGCUUCAUCGGAGAGCAAGCAGCGAGGAUAAGACGAUCAAGAUCUAUCCGGGGAUGUGGCAUCAGAUGGUUGGUGAAUCGGAGGAGGACGUCGAUCUGGUUUACGGGGACAUCCUGACAUGGCUCAAGACCCGAUCGGGAACUGCCGCGGAGAGGAAACGGGAGUUGCGCGCUGGCGGCGGAGCUUAAGAGUUUUUUUUGACUCUUUGAGUACUGAGUUGUAGUCCAAUAGGCCAGCGCCAUCUGGCCAGCAACUAGUAUACAACGAGUCCACUAUCCCUUUGGGCAUUAAUAAUAUAUAAAAGUAUUUUAUAAAAAUUGAUUGUUAAGAUU
Molecule: messenger RNA, 648 nt
Organism: Brassica napus (rape)
Lineage: Eukaryota; Viridiplantae; Streptophyta; Magnoliopsida; Brassicales; Brassicaceae
Product: caffeoylshikimate esterase-like
Exons: 1
Coding region: 1-504 (167 amino acids)
Cellular component (GO): membrane
Molecular function (GO): lipase activity
Source: RefSeq, a predicted model, not a curated record